GGCCUAUAUGUGAAUCCAGACCCACAGCAAUGUGGUUGACUCUUAACUGCUGUCUGGGCACUAAGUGCUGACACUAGCCGAUGGCUCCCUUAUCCCGUGAAUGAAUUUUUAACAAAAUGAGGAUCGUAGAGCUACAAACAGGCCCUUCGGCCCAACCCGUCCAGGCUUCCUAAACUGAGCGAGCCCCUCUGAAUUCCUUCCGAUCCUGUGCAAAUGUCUCCUGCUGCAAUUUCCUUUGGUUCUAACCGGUGUGUUCCUCUCUGUUUCCGCGCACCUCCUCGCCACUUCAUCCCUCCCUCCCUCCUCUGCUGGGCGAUGGGGCGGGGCACAAUGCCAGGCGAAACGUGGAACCCCCUGAAGCUGAACUACCAGAUUCGCAACGUGCGAGAGCGACUGGCCAAGAGCCUGGUGGAGAAAGGGGUGCUGACGACAGAGAAGCAGAACUUCCUGCUUUUCGACAUGACCACGCACCCGGUGACCAACGACACCCUGAAACAGCGGCUGGUCAAGAGGGUGCAGGGCGCCUUCCUGGACAAGUGGGUCCGCGAGCCUCAGCACAUGGAGAGACGGCUAUUGGCACUGGUUCUCCUGGCCUACAGCUCCGAUGUGCUGGAGAACGCCUUCGUCCCGCUGAUGGAUGACCAGUAUGAGUUGGCCACCAGCCGCUCGCGCGAGCUCUUGGAACUCAACCCCGAGGUGGAGUCUGCCAAACCCAACGCCGACGAGAUGAUCUGGGCUGUCCUGGCAGCCUUCACCAAGUAGCCCCUUGCUCGCGCUCCACCUCCACCCGUCCUGCCACGCGGUGGAGGCGUUCGGGGGAUUGCGGGGGGGUGGCGUUGGUGGCGGUGGGGGGCAGUGUGGUGGGUAAAGGGGUUCAAUGAAUAUACAGCCAGUACGCCUCUUUCCCCCCACCCCUGUCUGAUGCCCUCUGGAUGUUGGCAGGGGUGCCAGUCACGGUUGGGUUGCUAACUCUUUGCUUUCCCUGUUGGGGGAUGGAUUUGUUGAGCCCAUUGCCCGUCCUGCUCAUUUCCCUCCCUCGUGUUGGGUCAGGCGAAUGGAAUGAGGGGCAACUUGGUGGGGGGGGGGUAGAACAAAAGAAUGGAUUUGCUUCGCUAAGCCAGUUGAAGGCCUUUAUCUAUUCCUCUGUUUCCCACCACCUCUCCGAAACCAAAUCCCACUUUGUCUGACUUGACCAUCGAGCACUUGGUGUCAGCUGGGGUGGUGGCCAUUUUUGAUGUUGGUGCCAACUGAGGUGGUGGCCAUUUUUGCUGUCAAUUGGAUGGUGGUGGCCAUCUUUGAUUCAACUGAGGUGGCGGCCACUUUUGUUGUCAAUUGGAUGGUGGCAGCCAUCUUUGAUUCAACUGAGGUGGUGGCCAUUUUUGCUGUCAACUGGAUGGUGGUGGCCAUCUUUGAUUCAACUGCGGUGGUGGCCAUUUUUGCUGUCAACUGGAUGGUGGUGGCCAUCUUUGAUUCAACUGGGGUGGUGGCCAAUUUUGUUAGCAACACUGCAGUACUCGGGCACACCCCCCUCCCGUUUCUGGCAGGGUGCAGUACUGCAGAGGUAGCAUAUCAGAGCCCUUCCUUUCUUACUUGCGGGAUGUUUCUCCUCAGACCUUGCCUCUCCCCAUCCUGGGGGGAGGAUGAUUAAAACUCUAAUCUGAUGCCUUAUGAUGAUCUUUACUAUUGGGUGAGGUGCAAUUUCUUUGGGUGCAGAUUUUUCUUUCUUUCUUUCUUUUCCGUAGAAAUGGUCCGAGACCCUGAGAUAGGAUUUGUUUACAUUCAAAUAAUGUCCAACCCCACCCCCUCACCGGGUCCUCUGGAAACCUGCUCCCACCCUGCUCCCCAGGCUUGCUGUCUUUUCUUGGCUUUCUCUCUCUCUCUCUGUGUCUCUGUCUCUCCCUUUCUCUGUCGGUCUCUCUCUCUGUCUCUGUCUCUCUCUGUCUCUCUCUCUCUCCCUCUCUGUGUGUCUCUCUCUCUCUGUGUCUCUGUCCGUCUUGUGCUCUGUCUGUCUUCUGCUCUUUGUCUCUAUCUGUCUCUCUUUUCCUUCCUUUCUCUCCCCUCUCUUUCCCUCUCUCUCUAUCUGCUUUCUCCCUCUCUGUCUCUGCUUUCUCCCUCUCUCUCUCUUUUCCCUGCUUCUCUCUUCCUCUCUAUUUUCUCUGCUUUCUUCCCCCCUCUCAUCCCCUGUUUUCACUUUUUUUUUAAUUCUCUCUACCUCUUUUCUCUGAAUUUUCUCUCUCUUCCCGCUUGCUCAAUCUCUCUCUCUCUCUCUCUCUCCUUUCCCCACUUUCUCACCCACCAUCUCUGUCUUCCCCGGUUUUCUUUUCCCCUGUCCACUUCUCUUUCUGCCCUGCUGUCUCUCUCUCUCUCCUUUUACUCCCACUUCCCUCUACAAACGAGCAUUUUCUGGGCCAGCUCGCCUCGCCUCCCGUUCCAAUCCAACACCUCCCCACCCCCCGUCACACGGUGGGGGGUAAGGGUGGCUGGGGGGAGCUGGCGCCAGUCGGAAACUCGCAUCUCUUCCUUCCGAACCCCACGGCAGCAGCGCCAUGGGAGGGGCAGAGCUGCCCUAACGCCAUGGCAGUUGAAGUUGGGGCGGUGGGUAGGGGGGGGUGGUGGUUGUUGGUUGGUGGUGGUGGAGGGGCAGGGUCGGUGAGCAUGGUCCGAUCCCGUCUGCCCUGCACCGAGGGGUUUGUGGGUGGGGUCCUGUUCCCAUCAAAACCGCUUCUACCCUCUCCCUUCCCACGCAGCAUUCCAAUCCGCAACUCCUGAGGGAGGGCUGAGGCUCCCACUACAUCCUCAACGCACACGACAAUCCCAUUCCGGAGGGUGGGAAGUUUAAACCGGGCUGGGGGGGCAGGUCUGGAAGUUUAUACCCUGUUCUGGUACAGUUUUGACCCAAGUACUUCAGUUUGCUGUUAGCAUUUUGUUAACAUUCACUACCUUUUUUUUUCUCUGUCUUAAUGGUUCAUAAUGUAAUCAUUGACACGGUGUAAAAUAAAUUCCGACUCGUUUAA
This is a messenger RNA of Rhincodon typus (whale shark), 3014 nucleotides long. RefSeq names its product Golgi phosphoprotein 3-like. The record is from RefSeq and is a predicted model, not a curated record. The transcript has a single exon. Gene Ontology annotation, molecular function: phosphatidylinositol-4-phosphate binding. Gene Ontology annotation, cellular component: Golgi cisterna; cytosol; trans-Golgi network. Gene Ontology annotation, biological process: retrograde vesicle-mediated transport, Golgi to endoplasmic reticulum; Golgi vesicle budding; Golgi to plasma membrane protein transport. NCBI's taxonomy places the organism in Eukaryota, Metazoa, Chordata, Chondrichthyes, Orectolobiformes, Rhincodontidae. Bases 214 to 762 code for a protein of 182 amino acids.